AAUAGGCGUGUGUGACGUCAUAGACUUUUAGCUGUGUUCGCUAUCGGAACGGAAGGGAGUGUGGAUUAAGUGCAUGCGCCAUGGAAAAGUCAAGUGACACUUCCUGUAACUUUCUGGACUUCAACAAUAGAAUGUCGAAGGUAAAGAAGGUAUUGGACGAUGCCAAAGAGCAUAAUAAUCCCGAGAUCGAUCUGGUCGACAAAGGAAUUAAUUCGUUGGAAGAGAUACCAGGACUCCUGUCUAUGCAGAACAUAACUAGGCUGACUUUGACUCAUAAUAAAAUUCUUGGUAUUCCAUCAAGCAUAGCCAAUUUUGUCAAUCUUGAAGUUUUGAAUUUGUUCAAUAAUCAUAUUGAGGAAUUGCCAACAUCAAUUUCUUCUUUACCAAAAUUAAAAAUUUUAAAUCUUGGUAUGAAUCGCCUGCUUACACUUCCUAGAGGAUUUGGUGCCUUUCCACAAUUGGAAGUAUUAGAUUUGACUUAUAAUAAUUUAAAUGAAAAGAGUCUUCCUGCAAAUUUUUUUAUGUUAGAAACUUUACGUGCCUUAUAUCUUGGUGAUAAUGAUUUUGAAUAUGUGCCUCCUGAAAUUGGAUUGCUGAAAAACUUGCAAAUUUUGGUAUUGAGAGAAAAUGAUUUAGUAUGUCUUCCUAAAGAAGUUGGAGAGUUAACUCGUCUUCGAGAAUUACACAUUCAGUCAAAUCGCUUAACUGUACUUCCACCAGAAUUAGGAAACCUAGAUCUUUUAGGCCAUCACUGUGUAGUGAGGAUGGACAAUAAUCCUUGGGUUCCUCCUAUAGCAGAUCAGUUACAAUUAGGUGUAUCUCAUGUUAUUGAAUAUAUAAGAUCAGAAACAUAUAAGUAUCUGUUUGGUCGUCAUGCUCAAGCUGGAUCUCCUCCACCUCCAAAAACUAAUGACAAAUCUAAAAAAGUUAGUCGAAAAAGAGAUCUUCCAAAUUGAGAUUUUCAUCAACUGAGAUUUGUUAAUUCAUCAAAAAAGAAGUGCCUAAACUUGAGAAUUAUAUAUAAAAACUCUUUAAUAGAUUUCUCUGGUAUAUUAUGAAACAUUAAGUCAUAUUCUAAGGAGCUUAAUAUUUAACAUAAAAUAUAUAUUUUAUUAUUUAACAGUAUAUAUAUUAUUAAAAUUAAAUAACCAAUUUCUGGAUUAUAUCAAGAUUUUCCAAUAGAAGAUGUAGGAUUUUAAUUAUCUGAAAUGAAAUGUGAAGCUUAAUUACUACUAUGUUUUGUAAUUUAAUUAUUGGAUUUGGACUAAUUUCUUAUAUUGAAUAAGAUAAUUAUUUAAGUAAAACCAAAUCCAAAAUAUAAUUUUGGUAAUUUUAUAGCUGAAAAGUUGAAAGUGUUGUUGUCAUUUUGGAUGAUCGCAUUUAUUAUGAAAUAUGAAAAUUGUCAAAUAUUUGUAAGAUUUGAAAUCACCAAUAUACUUUUUCUUUGUUCCUCUACACUCACUCUAGUGGUUGAAUUUCCUUUCUUAUUUUGCCAUACUUGUUGUGUCACGCACUCCCCAUAAUGCUUUGUCAAUUCUCGUCACCACUAACCUAAGGACAACUUCCACCCAAUGCAAAAAGUUCUCCCCAAAGGCCUGUUCCAAUCUGAGUUCACAUAUAAUUUAAGGUAAAAUGGAAAUGACAGUGCUUUGACCUGACAUAUUCAUUUUCUCUCAGCAUAUGCAAAUGGUAGAGAAUAUUGGUAAAGUUGACUAUCUUGUUGAUUUUUGUAUAUAAAAGAUUUAUUUGUUACAAUAAUGUGUAUUAUAAUAUAUAUUGUUGAAGAAAUAUGAAAUUAAUAUAAUUUGCCAUUUAAUUCAAUAAAUUCAGGUUAAAACAAGUAAUCAAAGAAUAAACAUGUUGCACUUGGUAUCAUUUAAUGUUAAUUUAUUAGUCAAAUUCUUUCAUAUUGAUUUACUGGAUAAUUUUAAAAAUCACUAUUAUUAUGUAGUGUAGUUAAUGCUGUUAUUGUAUAAACCACAGUUGUUUUAUAUUGUGCUGUAUUAGGGAAAAGAAAGCAUUGAGAAAUAUGUGUAUAUAUUAGCAUUUUAAUUCUUAUCUUUUUAAAAUUUAAGUAUUAUUUCUUUUGAUAGUGGGGUAAGGCCUCUAAAACACACUGUGUAUCUUGGUGGAAAGAGCAGGUGGAAUGACCCUUUGUUCAGGUACUUUGAAUACUUUGAAAGUAGCACUUUCAGAUAACCAAAGCUAUCCGAAAGUAGCACUUUCAGAUAGCUUUGUCGCCAGGAAUAAAAACAAAUACCCUUAGGGUAUUUGUUUUUAUUCCUGGCGACAAAAGCUGCUAAGAAAAUCUCAUAUUCUGAUCACUAUGAUUAGAGAUAAAAAUUUGUUAAGAAAAUUUCCAGCACACUUUGGCAUUGAAAUAAAAAAAGUAGUAAAUAAAACACUAUUCAAGAACACGAUACAAAAUCACAAAUCACCAAAAAAGGAAUUAUUAAACACAAUAAUUGAAUAUGUCACUUUUUGCAAAGUACUUAACCAAGAAAAGAAAAAUCAUCGUCAAAUGCAUUUCUUGAAUAAGCUACAAUUCUAUCAUUUUCUACAAAUAUCAUGUUACUUAAUGUCAUAGCUACAAAAUUCUUUGAAAAUACUCAUUCCAAAAGAAUGAGUGUUUUCAAAGUCUUUUAUAUUUCAACUAAGACCAAUUAGAAGAUAAUCUUUUACAUUACAUUCAUUUGAUCCAAAACUUCAACAUAAGGAACCUCUUUAUCUUUGCCACCUUGAAUUAUUUCUAACAAGGCAUUGUGUGCAGAUUCCUUUGUUGAGUUACAGUCACCUCGUUCGUUCCAGUUGAACUUGAAUUCCCAAAUAAUGGCAAAACCAUUAUCUAGCAUCCAUAGGUCAAUCAAGCCAGUUUUUGUCUUAUCCU
Messenger RNA from Centruroides sculpturatus (bark scorpion), 2887 nucleotides. It is a transcript of the gene ics, whose product is annotated as ras suppressor protein 1-like. Bases 81 to 956 code for a protein of 291 amino acids. Gene Ontology annotation, molecular function: protein binding. The record is from RefSeq and is a predicted model, not a curated record. The transcript has 10 exons. Lineage: Eukaryota; Metazoa; Arthropoda; Arachnida; Scorpiones; Buthidae.